UUAAAAAAAAAGUAAAAAAAAAUGAAAAUCUAAUCUGUAUCUUUGAUAUGCCCUUCUGGCAAUCCAUUAAUAAUUUAAUAUAACUUGAUAACUUCUAUUUUCUACUUUCAUUUUCCAACUAUCUUCUCCAUUCUUCUUCCUUUUCUAAUUUCAUUCCCAAAUUGGUUUUCUGGGAUCUUUUCUUAGUUAUUCAACCACUAAACUCAAAACUUUUUUAGAACAAAAAAAUGGGUGAAGAAGAGACAAAGAAAGUAGAAGAAGAGAAACCUCAAACUGUUGAAGAAACUCCUAAGGAUGUUGCUCAAGAAAAAACUGUCAUUCCUGCUCCUGAUCAUAAAGAUUCUGAUUCCAAGCCUUCUCCUGCUGAUGAAAAGGCUAUUGUACCUGUAACAACACCUCCACCUCCAUCUGAACCUGAGAAAAAACCUUCAGGGGGUUCAAUAGACAGAGAUGUUGCAUUAGCAAAGGUUGAACAAGAGAAGAAUUUGGCCCUUGUUAAAGCCUGGGAAGAAAGUGAAAAAACCAAGGCUGAAAACAAGGCAUGUAAAAAGCUGUCAGAGAUAGACUCUUGGGAAAACACCAAGAAAGCCUCAAUUGAAGCUCAGCUUAGAAAGAUUGAGGAAAAACUGGAGAAAAAGAAGGCAGAGUAUGCAGAAAAGAUGAAGAACAAAGUGGCAGAACUUCAUAAAUUAGCACAAGAAAAAAGAGCAAUGGUUGAAGCACAGAAAGGUGAACAGCUUCUUAAAGCAGAAGAAUCUGCUGCUAAGUACCGUGCUACUGGACACGUUCCCAAAAAGCUUCUUGGCUGCUUUUAGUUUCAUCUUUUCAUGAAAAAUACAACUGCAAAUUAUUUCUAGAAAUCCUCCCCUAAAACAAGUUUGGAAGUGUUUGUGUAAUUUAUUAUUUGAAAGCAAAGUUUUCCAUUCGUUUGGUGUCUUUUGAAUUGUUUGCCAAUGUGUACAGUUAUUGUGUGAUAUUAUUAUAAAUUAUAUUAAUAAUUAUUAUUAUUACAUUA
Molecule: messenger RNA, 1015 nt
Organism: Amaranthus tricolor (Joseph's coat)
Lineage: Eukaryota; Viridiplantae; Streptophyta; Magnoliopsida; Caryophyllales; Amaranthaceae
Product: remorin-like
Exons: 5
Coding region: 228-815 (195 amino acids)
Source: RefSeq, a predicted model, not a curated record